GAGCUUGUGUGGAGAGUUGGAUAACCAGACCACAGAGCUGAGAACAACAUCAAAAGCUGACGUGUUGCCGUUGGCAAGCUAACUCCUCAAUGUGAAGCUAUCCCAUGAUGCAACAUGCGUCCUCAGCACCUGCAGUGACAAUGAUGGCCACCCAGAGUGUUCCUCCACCAUCGUACCAGGAGAGCCAACAGAUGACGGGCACAACUCAACAGAACACCAAGACCCCCCAGGUCCACAUCCCAGCAGCCUCUGCAGCAGGAAAUACCUCUGUCAGUGUGACCCUCGACCCCCAGGCCCAGCUUGAGUCUGACAAGAGGGCCGUUUACAGACAUCCGCUGUUCCCCCUGCUGGCGUUGUUAUUUGAGAAAUGUGAGCAGGCCACACAGGGAUCUGAGUGCAUCACAUCGGCCAGCUUUGAUGUGGACAUUGAAAACUUUGUGCACCAGCAGGAGCGAGAACACAAACCUUUCUUCAGUGAAGACCCAGAGCUGGACAACUUGAUGGUGAAGGCUAUUCAGGUGUUGCGGAUCCACCUGUUGGAGUUGGAGAAGGUCAACGAGCUCUGUAAAGACUUCUGCAACCGCUACAUCACCUGCCUCAAGACCAAGAUGCACAGUGACAACCUCCUCCGGAACGACCUGGGAGGACCCUACUCUCCGUCACACACCAGUCUCAACAUGCAGCAGGAACUAAUUCAGACCUCCUCUCCAUCCAUGACCUCUGUCUCCAGCUCUGUUAACCCUUCUGGGAUUGUGGUGCCUGCCGGGACUCUGCAACAGGGCAAUCUAUCCAUGACAACCAUCAACUCUCAAGUGGUGUCAGGUGGGACCCUGUAUCAGCCGGUUGCCAUGGUGACAUCGCAAGGGCAAGUGUUAACGCAGGCACUGCCACCGGGAACCAUCCAGAUCCAGAACUCACAGGUCAACGUGGACCUUGCGUCCCUGCUGGACAGCGAAGACAAGAAGUCCAAGAACAAGAGGGGGGUCCUGCCCAAACACGCCACCAACAUCAUGCGCUCCUGGCUCUUCCAGCAUCUCAUGCACCCGUACCCCACAGAAGACGAGAAACGACAGAUUGCUGCACAAACGAAUCUCACCCUCCUGCAAGUGAACAACUGGUUCAUAAACGCCCGUCGGCGUAUCCUUCAGCCCAUGCUGGAUGCCAGUAAUCCAGACCCGGCUCCUAAAGCCAAGAAGAUGAAGUCCCAGCACCGCCCGACUCAGCGCUUCUGGCCCGACUCCAUCGUAGCCGGAGUCCUGCAGACGCACAGAUCUCAAUCAGGAAACAACUCUGACAACCCUCUGAGUAUGGACUCCCUCCACUCGCUGUCAUCGGACUCAGCCACACUGGCCAUGCAGCAAGCCAUGCUGGGAGCCGACGACUCCAUGGACGGCACCGAGGAGGAGGAGGAGGAAGAGGAGGAGGAGGAGGAAGAGGAGGAAGGAAUGGAGGAGGAAGAGGAGGAGGAGGAGGAUGGGGAAGAGGACAACAACAGGGAGAGACAAAUGUCCAGCGUGGGAGGAGGAGGAGUGAGGAGAGAGCUGAGCAUGGCGCACAGAGAGGAACUGGAGUAGGACAAAACGUUACAAAAUGUAACCUCAGCUGUGCCCUGAACACAGCCUCGCUCAAACUCUGAUGCUGAGUGACUGUGCAGAGCUUUAAAGGGCAUACACAUGUUUUUGUCCCCAUCAGAGACUCUUCCACAGAGCCACCACGGAGACCGAUCAGACACAACGACCACCUUGAUCAUGGUUAUAAAGGACAAAUAUUAGUUUAAUGAUGAAUAUGUGUUGUUUCAUUCUAAUAUAGUAUGUUUUCAUGCAGUGGGCUCCUCAAAUAUUUGGAUAGUAGCACAUUUUUUGUACUCUUUAGCGCUCUGUAUUUUUGAAAAGAAAUGGCACGGGUAAUUAACUGUUUGAAAGAGUACUGUCUGUUGGAUGGUUUCACCCAUUUCAGAGGCAGAGAAUAAAAAUAAACUGAAUACGUUCAGAGAGCUGUUACAUUUAAAAAGAACACAAUAAUGUCUUCAGAAAGACACCAAGGAGUUAGUAGUUUCACAUGGAUCAAUAAUGUUUGCACAGUGAAAAGCUUUGACUAAACGUGACAGACUUUCAACUCGUCCAAAACAGCAGCUCGGUCAAGGGUCCAAGGCUUCAAAAUAUGACACUUUAGGUUUUUUUGUUAUGUCAUUUCUUGAAUUUAUCCUCUAGUUUUUCAAUUUUAAGUUCAGAUGAAGGCAGGUGCGGGCCUUGAAUGACAAAAAAAACAAAAAACAGAAGGAACUCAUCUUGAAGACUAGAGUUCUUGUUCCAUAUUAAACCAACUGUCAAUAUCGACUCGUCUUUAAAAGUUUUUAUUACACUCCUCCUGCACCUCUCUUCAGUGAUUUAGGCGGAAUAAAGGCAAGACUGCAUCACUUCAUACGUUGGAGCUGACAGGAUGGAACCUAACUGACCAUUUUUAAAGUUAAAGGAGCAAUGUGUAACACUGACACUGAGCAUUCAAAAAUGGGUACUGCAGUCCAAAUUCAAAACAUUAGAGAGAGCUGCCCUUCCCUCUCUCUGUAGAGUCGAUGUGCAAGCAGGUUUCCAUGUGGUGGACACAGAAGCUUCAGUGUUUCGCCAGCUCGGCAUCGGUCUGUAAACCUUUCUGCGUUCUAACCUCUCUCCAUUUUUCAAAAACAUCUCCAAUAUUGAUCCUAGUUUUACCACAUCUCUGCUGGUGGAGCUUAUUAGAAACAUGCUUUUUAGGUGGGGUAUAAAAUCACCUCUAUCUGAACCAGUUCGCUUGUAUGCUUCCAUCGCUGCAACACCUCUUGUUUUGCCGUUUGCCUGGCAAUCCGAGGGGUGUCCAAAACGGCUGUGUGGGGGUGCCAUAAAACCACCUACCAUCUCCGGUCAAGACAAAAGCAUACAAUUCGGCACUGGAAUCAAAACUUAGAAGGAGGACACUUCAACAGAGCAUUUUUCCUUCAUGUCUGAUCAUAUAGUAAGGUCACUUUAUGAAUUAUUUCAGUAAACAUCUUACAUAUUGGACCUUGAAUUCAGACGUUGCUAAGCUAUCAUCGCUAACUUGACAGUAGAUCCCUGGAUAUCUUGACCCUCAUAUUUUGAAGCGUAGGGCUGCUGACCAAGCUGCUAUAACUGAACAAUUUGGAGUGAAAAGUGUCUUAGAAAAACUUAUUUGAAUGUAAUCAGUACAAAUAUUUGGCACAAUGAAAUGGGUUACAAAAAGGGCUGCAGGUUUUUUUUUUUAACUGUUACUUUCAUAUGACUGAACACACACUUAAACUUCACAAUGUGUCAUUUUGCUUCCUUAAAAAAGACUUAGAGGCGGAUAAAGAAAAAAAGGUGUUAUGCUGUCUAAAUAUUUGCAUAGGUGACUGAAUAAGUCGUAACGUGCUGAGACGUCAUUCUCGCCUUUUUAAAAAAUGACUCACAGGUUCUCAGGUUGAACAACACUUUCAUUCAGCAUGACUCUUCAAUGUGAGAGAAUCGCCCGACUGACUGCUCCGCUAAACCUUUUUUCGAGCAUGACUUUGAAAAACAAUCUUAGUUUACUUCUUUUUCAAAUCCCAUGAGCAAAAAAAAAACUUAAAAAAAACCUGUAGUAAACCAGUGAACUCUGACUGCACACGUAGUUUGUGUAUUGGAUUUUAUGUUUGCACUCUGGUGUUGAAGGUUUGCAUAUUUAUUCAGUUUUGUUUGUGUGGUCUCAGACAGUUGUAGCUCAACCUGACAAUGUUCGGCUGCUUCUGCGUUUACUUCACAGUUUUUGCAAACCUUCUGAAUGAGGCUUUUGUAUUUUGUGAACACGGGUGAAUUUGUCAUGAAAUGCGAGCAUGGCAAGAACUGCAAGACGCUUCUUCAAACCGUCUCACCCAACUCUCAGCCUUGAAGAUGAACAACACUUUGGAAUCCAGACGUGACAAAGAAAAUGUCAAUUACUGUCAGACUGUUUCAGAGAAGAAGAUUUUGGAGGAAAAAUGACGAGAGAGAAAGGGAGAAAAAAAAACGGAAUAAUAUCUCUUUCAAUUCAAUGUGAAGGAUUCUGGAAGAAACUGUGAAACAAUUUCAGCUCUGUUUUGUACUAAAUCACAGACACGGAGUCGCUUGUUUCUAAUGUGAAGAUGUCUGGGAAAAGAAAAAAAACAUGUUACAUUGAAUGUUCUGAUUGUUCAUUGUGAAGUUUGUUGCUCAUUAAUCAUUUUUUCUUGACUUCUUUUUUUUUUAAUGGAUCUUCCAGAGAAAGUGACAAACAUAGGAAAUAUUUCUAUUUCAUUUGUACACUUUGUUGUCAUAAUCUAUUGUGUUUCAAUAGAACAAUUUUAAUAAUUAAACAUGUAAAGGUA
Messenger RNA from Labrus bergylta (ballan wrasse), 4351 nucleotides. The record is from RefSeq and is a predicted model, not a curated record. NCBI's taxonomy places the organism in Eukaryota, Metazoa, Chordata, Actinopteri, Labriformes, Labridae.